Colletotrichum karsti is the source of this 1344-nucleotide messenger RNA. Its product is annotated as cytochrome p450. NCBI's taxonomy places the organism in Eukaryota, Fungi, Ascomycota, Sordariomycetes, Glomerellales, Glomerellaceae. The record is from RefSeq and is a predicted model, not a curated record. Gene Ontology annotation, molecular function: iron ion binding; heme binding; oxidoreductase activity, acting on paired donors, with incorporation or reduction of molecular oxygen. The coding region runs from base 1 to 1344 and encodes 447 amino acids. The transcript has 5 exons.
AUGACCACGGCACUCGGCGAAGUAACUGUCCUGCCUCCAUCUCUCAUCCCAGAGAUGCGCAACAUGACGGAUCUCAACUUCCGAGAAGCCAUCACUACCGAAUUCCACUCUACCCUACCUGGAUUUGAGGUUUUCGGGUUCUUCAAGCUUCCAGGACACAUAUUGCAGACAGUAGCACGAAAGCAGUUGACGCAGCACACAAACACAAUCUUGGAACCUCUUUCCUCAGAAGCUGCUUUCGCCACCGAUUUGAUAUUCGGAAAUCCUCCAGGUUGGCAGCAGAUUCCGGUGAAAGAAAGCAUGCUGGAUCUUAUCGGACGGUUAUCUUCCCGAGUAUUCCUUGGCCCAGAUCUAUGCCGUAAUGAUGCAUGGCUCAGGAUCACCAAACGGUUCACCACCACCUCUUUCGCCGCUGCUGCCAAGCUGAACCUGUUUCCAUCUACUCUAAGGCCGCUGAUAAACUGGCUUGACCCUUCAUGCCGGCAGAUGCGGAGCUUCAUCUCUCAGGCCAACGAGAUUCUUCUUCCCGUAUUUGAAAGUCGCUUGAAGGUGAGAGAGGCGGCCAAGAUUGCGGGGAAACCAACACCGGCGUUCCAUGACACUAUCGAAUGGGCCGAGAUGGAGUCACAAGGCAUGGCGUAUGACCCGGUAGCCUUUCAAAUGAUCAUCUCGUUCGUUGCGAUACACACGACGUACGAUCUCUUGGGCCGUACUCUCAUUCUUGUGGCUCAACAUCCGGAAGCCAUCGACUCUCUUCGUCAAGAAAUCAUUCGCGUUUUGAAAGCCGAGGGUUGGUCCAAGACGUCGCUCAACCACAUGAAGUUACUGGACAGUGCAGUGAAGGAGGCGCAAAGAAUAUGGCCAACAACAGUUUUGACUCUACGCCGCGUUGCCGUCAAAGACAUCACACUCUUCGACGGGACGUUUAUCCGAAAAGGCAAACGCACAUUCACUCAUUGCCUCAACAUGAUGGACCCAGAAGUCUACCCAAAUCCAGAGAAGUUCGACAUACACCGCUUCAAACAGCUCCGCGAACAGAGCGGUGGCGAGAGCAAAGCGCAGCUUGUCACCACCACACCGGAGCACGUCGGGUUUGGGUAUGGGAUGUUUGCCUGUCCCGGACGCUUCUUCGCAUCGAAUGAGAUCAAAAUCGCGCUGUGUCAUCUCCUGCUGAAGUACGAUUGGAAAAUUACUGAAGAUUUCAAACCGAUGAUCAUAGGCGACAGCUCACUCAUAGAUCCAGCCACGACAAUUGCGUUCCGAAGGCGGAAAGAAGAGAUUGACUUGGAAUGUUUGCAGUUUGAUGAGGGAGUUGCGUUUGCUGUUGAUAAUGGUCAAGUCUAA